Gamsiella multidivaricata is the source of this 402-nucleotide messenger RNA. RefSeq lists its product as uncharacterized. Lineage: Eukaryota; Fungi; Mortierellomycota; Mortierellomycetes; Mortierellales; Mortierellaceae. The annotation marks the transcript as partial. The record is from RefSeq and is a predicted model, not a curated record. The transcript has a single exon.
CGUAUACUACUCACGACCAUGGACGACGGAAGUGCGCCAACCAAGUUCACUAGGCGACAAUUCCCUGUCAAGGCCGCAUUUGCCAUGACCAUCAACAAGACGCAAGGGCAGAAACUUCAGCACGUUAAUGUUUACCUCUCUCAGCACGUUUUUGGUGCUGGGCAACUAUAUGUCGGCUUCUCGCGUUGCACACACCGAUAUUUUUUUUUUUUUUUUUUGGCGAUAGCCGCUAGCCGAGAUACUGUUUUCCAGCAAUACUCUUACUAUACAAAGAGUCUUAUUCUCUUUUGUUUAGUGUACAAUUCAUUCUUACUAUUGCUUCUUGACUCUAAACACAUACAGCUAGUGCUUUUUUUUUUUUUUUUUUUUUUUUUUUACGCUUGGUGUUACAAUAGGCAAUAG